UUUAACGUUCUUGAAUGUCGUUAUCAACAGAAUUGGGGGUUCAUGAGACCCUGUGUUUGGUUACUCGUUUCGUGGCUUCACUCAUUUCUUCACUGAAAAGUAGAGAAUAAUAAACAAAAGAAGUUGAUCAACACAAAUGAUCGAGGCUAAUUAACGAGACAACCGGAGCCUAGAUGAAGUGUCCCUACUGCUCAGCGGCGCAGGGACGUUGCGCCACCACUACCACUGGCCGCUCAAUCACGGAGUGCACCUCAUGCGACAGAGUCGUCGAAGAGCGACAGUCCCAAAACCACCACCUAUACCAUCUCCGGGCACAAGACAACCCACUCUGCCUCGUGACCUCCGAUCUCCCCACCAUCAACCCCGCUCUUCAAAACAAGAACAACGACGACGACCCUUUCGAGCCGACGGGCUUCAUCACGGCCUUCUCCACCUGGUCCCUGGAGCCCAGCCCACUCUUCCUCCGCUCCUCUCACUCCUUCUUUGGCCACCUCGCUGAGCUUGAACGAACCUUCGAAGUUAUAUCCUCUUCUUCAACCUCCACGUCAUCAACGGUUGUGGUUGAUAAUUUAAGAGCAUAUAUGCAGAUCAUUGACGUGGCGUCAAUUUUAGAUUUGGAUUAUGAUAUAUCUGAUCACGCAUUUCAGUUGUUUAGAGAUUGUUGUUCAGCAACUUGUUUAAGGAACCGGAGCGUUGAGGCUCUUGCCACUGCUGCUCUUGUUCAGGCCAUUAGGGAGGCCCAAGAGCCCAGAACACUCCAGGAGAUUUCGAUUGCGGCUAAUGUGCCUCAGAAGGAGAUUGGGAAGUACAUAAAGAUACUUGGAGAGGCUUUGCAACUGAGCCAGCCUAUUAAUAGCAACUCCAUAUCAGUUCAUAUGCCCAGAUUUUGUACUCUUCUUCAACUCAACAAAUCUGCUCAGGAGCUGGCAACUCACAUUGGAGAAGUUGUAAUUAACAAAUGCUUUUGUACUCGAAGGAACCCCAUUAGCAUCUCUGCAGCUGCUAUAUAUCUGGCCUGCCAGUUAGAAGACAAACGCAAAACUCAGGCUGAGAUUUGUAAAGUGACAGGUCUGACUGAGGUUACACUAAGAAAAGUAUACAAGGAGUUAUUGGAGAACUGGGAUGACCUGCUCCCAUCUAAUUAUAUUCCAGCUGUCCCUCCGGAGAAAGCAUUUCCCACUACUACAAUUGCUUCUGGCCGUACAUCAACAGUUAAAGUUGAUUCAGGUGAAGUGACUUCUUUGGACAAAGAUAAGCAGCCAGAGACUAAGCCAAAUGAGCUCUUAGAAGCUGAAAGUAGUGUUGAUGCUCGUGUUGCAAAUGCCUCUAUGUUGAACCUGCCACAGUCCUUCACACAGCCCUGGCUUCAAUUUGCAGCUUCUAAUGUUAAGACAGCUGGAGAGAAAACUCAGAGUGUUCCUCGAGGGGACACCAUUGAUAUGCAGUCUAAUUAUCAAGAGUUAGACCAGAAGGUAGAUGAGGACACAAAGGCUUCUAUUACUACUGUAAGACCUUGCCAGUUUUUGAAUACUCCAGCUUCAAGCGUGAGUUCAAUUAUGUGGCCAUUUAGGCCUCCAUCCUCUUCCGGAUCUCCUGUGACUGUUCAAGUGUAUCCAUCGAAGUUCCUUCCAGAUCACACUGAGCUUCAGGGAACUGGUGUUCAAAAUGAACGUAAAAAUGCCAAUCAAUAUGCAGACACCAAGUGAUUCUAGAGAAAUGGGUCCUGCAUUCUGGAAUCCAACUAAAGAAGAUGGAGAAAGGGGGAUUAUGAGGUAGGAGUGAUUAGUGUUAAAACUAACAGAUAAGUCAGAGAGAAUGGAAGAAUUUUUUUUAAAGUUUUAUAUUUUUGAACCACUUUCCUAUAUGGGAAGACCAACUCUUUGUGCAGACAUUGUUAUUUUAUAUUAACGUAAAAAUCGCAUUUUUAACUGUUACUACAAUUGCUUAAUCUCUUCAAUUUUUUUAUUACAUAUGUACAUGUUAUGAUAUAAAUAUUUAGAGUUAAUUGCAACAACUAUCCCUGAUGUUUCAAAGAGUGACAGUUAGAUGUGGAUGAACAGGGGUAAUACGUCUUUACAUCCAGUUUCUAUUAAAAAUUCUACUUGAAUACCUAAGUGAAGUCCGCCCUUUACCAAAUAUUAAAAUUCAAUCCAGAUAUAUUUAAAAUAAAUAAAGAUAAACAUAAAUUUAACGAAGUGAAUCGAACCCUUUACCAGAAAUAAAAAAUCAACACAUAAGACAUAAUCAUUACAAACAAACAAUAUAAGCUAAAACCCACACCACUAAAUUAAAUAGUCUGAAGGUUAAAUUCUUGCCUUGUUCUGUGAUGGUGGGAGGUGCGAGGCAAUAUUGGGUCUGUUGAUUGGUUAAUUUGAUUAGUCUUUAGGUUAUGUUUCUUCAGCUUGUUCUGUGAAGGUGAGAGGUGUGGGAGCUGGGCAAUGUUGAGUUGUGUUGUGAUGGUAGGAGGCAGGAGGCAGGAAGAGAUAGGCUGAGCUGAUGAGUGUUGGAGGCUGCGAGCGUGGCCAUUGGGAUGCAGUGCCAGGCCGUGAGUUGGUAGCUGCAGGCCACCUUCAGCUUUGCGACAGCAGCAGCAGCGCCGCAGGCUACCUGCUACGACUAGCUUCUCGGCAUUGCUGGGCUGUGGCGUUAGGUCGCAGGUGGCCUUGAUGGGCUGAAUCUCCACCAUUGGUGCUGCCACUUUGGUUGUUUAGUUUUCACAUUUAGGCUGAUUUUUU
This is a messenger RNA of Pistacia vera, 2735 nucleotides long. Its product is annotated as plant-specific TFIIB-related protein 1. Gene Ontology annotation, cellular component: nucleus; transcription preinitiation complex. The transcript has 4 exons. The record is from RefSeq and is a predicted model, not a curated record. Gene Ontology annotation, biological process: DNA-templated transcription initiation; transcription preinitiation complex assembly. The coding region runs from base 174 to 1706 and encodes 510 amino acids. NCBI's taxonomy places the organism in Eukaryota, Viridiplantae, Streptophyta, Magnoliopsida, Sapindales, Anacardiaceae. Gene Ontology annotation, molecular function: TBP-class protein binding.